AUGAUCGUGUCCACAGACGGUCUGUUUGGGCAGUGCCGUACCUCUAAGCAGGACCAGGUUAAGUUCCAGGUGUCAGUUCCUGUUCUGAAGAGGAUGCAGGAGGUCCUCAAGCAGCUGAUGCUACAGGGUCUGUCCUGGCAGGAUGACAUCACCCAGUACAUUGUUGCCAAAGAGCUGGGCAGAGUUCCUCACACCACACAGUCCCUGAAGGACUCCUCCUUCUCACAAACCAAGCAGAGCUCCUCCAAUCAGGGAGGAUACCCCAGCAGCUCCUCCAAUCAUGGAGGAUACCCCAGCAGCUCCUCCAAUCAGAGAGGAUACCCCAGUAGCUCCUCCAAUCAGGGAGGAUACCGCAGCAGCUCCUCCAAUCAGGGAGGAUUCCCCAGCAGCUCCUCCAAUCAGGGAGGAUACCCCAGCAGCUCCUCCAAUCAGGGAGGAUACCCCAGCAGCUCCUCCAAUCAGGGAGGAUACCCCAGCAGCUCCUCCAAUCAGAGAGGAUACCCCAGCAGCUCCUCCAAUCAGGGAGGAUACCCCAGCAGCUCCUCCAAUCAGAGAGGAUACCCCAGCAGCUCCUCCAAUCAGGGAGGAUACCCCAGCAGCUCCUCCAAUCAGGGAGGAUACCCCAGCAGCUCCUCCAAUCAGGGAGGAUACCCCAGAGGAUACCCCAGCAGCUCCUCCAAUCAGGGAGGAUACCCCAGCAGCUCCUCCAAUCAGAGAGGAUACCCCAGCAGCUCCUCCAAUCAGGGAGGAUACCCCAGCAGCUCCUCCAAUCAGGGAGGAUACCCCAGCAGCUCCUCCAAUCAGGGAGGAUACCCCAGCAGCUCCUCCAAUCAGGGAGGAUACCCCAGCAGUUCCUCCAAUCAGGGAGGAUACCCCAGCAGCUCCUCCAAUCAGGGAGGAUACCCCAGCAGCUCCUCCAAGUCAGGGGCCAGUCAGGCUGACAGCCACCAGGACUACUUGAUAGUAAACCAUCUCCAGUCCCCCCUCCACAUGCAGACAUCUCCCAUGGACCCCUUUACCUACCAACAGCACAGAUACCAGGAAGAUACGGAGCGCUCCCUCCACCAGGGAGGAAAGGUCUACGCAGGGCUCCGUCCUUCCUCCAGAUACCAACAGGCCAAACAGAGAGAGAGAGACCGUCAGCUGCUGCAGGACGUCAUCUCCCUCUAUCUGUCCUCAUCCCCUGCACUGCCCUCAUUCCGCCACCGGGGGGUAUCAGCCCUGCCGGCCCCAACCUACUACGAGCAACCGGAGCUUUCUCUGGACUACGUGGAAGACUACAGUCUGACGGAGCUGGCUAUGGCUAGAGACAGACAACAUCAGCAACAGCAGCAGCAGCUUCCACAGCAGGACUACAGCUCUCUGGCUGGGCUGGAUGAGACUAUCCUACAGCAUAUGGUGGAGACCCUGGAGAUGUACGGUAUAGACCCUAGAGAGCUGACCUCCCAGCAGCUCUACAGACUGGCUGUGGUGCUGCAGCUGAUGCAGGCUGAGGACAAGGACAACAUAGAUCCACUUACCGAUGAUCCAAAGAAGACGCAGCAGGUUCUUAAAAGCAGUGACACAGUGCCCAAAAAGGGAGAGAAAGCUCCCGUCCUUGUCCCCCCUCCCUCCUCUGCCCCAGGGCCCAAGGUGGCCCCUACCCUGGCCCCAACUGCCACUAGUCCCCCCCUCACAGCACCUCUAGGGGGCAGCGUGACAGCCAAGGACUCUUCUGUCUCUGUGGAGGAUGUGAAAGGAAAGGUGAAAAGCUCCAAUGUCCCAGCAGGGCUACCAGCUGCUGAGGGAGGAAAAGCAUCCAGGGAGGAGUAUGGAUACAUCGUCACUGACCAGAGUCCUCUCAGUCUGUAUAAUGGGGUGAAACUACUGGGCGUACUGGCAGAGAGGAUCCACCUGACUACCAGCAGCUUCAUCAACAUCAGUGUGGUGGGCCCUGCCCUGACGUUCAGGAUCAGGCAGAACCCUCAGAACAUGAGUGCAGAGGAUAUGGCUGAGAAGGCUGCAUCUCAGAAGUCCUUUCUGGAGUCUGAGACGGGGUUGAAGAUACUGCAGACUGGUGUGGGAGAGAGGAGCGAGGGUCAUGGGCUGCCCCAUGCCACGCGGGCGAGGGAGGGCUCCAGUGGGCUGGUACUGACGCUGGUGUCCAUGGCGUGUGUGAGCGGGGCGGUGGUGGUAGCGUUGACCAUCGCCUGCCUCAGACACCACGCCAAGCAGCUGGCCUCAGGGAAACUGGGCCUCGGACCCGAGGCAGGACCGGAGACACACGUUGACUACCAGGAGCUCUGCAGGCAGCACAUGGCAGCCAAGACGUCGUUCAGUCGUCAGGAGGCGGUGGGCGGGGGAGCGGGGGGACGGAGGGGGACAGACACCUCCAGGGUGAGCAGCGUGUCGUCCCAGUUCAGUGACGGCCCCCAACACAGCCCCUCCUCACACAGCAGUACGCCCUCCUGGAGCGAAGAGCCCGCCCAGUCCAACAUGGACAUCUCUACUGGUCACAUGAUACUGGCCUAUAUGGAGGAUCAUCUGGAGAAUAAGGACCGUCUGAUGAAGGAGUGGGAGGAUCUAUGUUCCUACAAGGCUGAACCCAGUGCUGUCACUGUAGCGCAGAGUGAAGCCCACCUGGAGAAGAACCGCUCCCCUGACUCUCUGCCCUAUGAUCAUUCCCGUGUGAAAUUGAAGGCAGAGAGCAACUCCACCAAGGAAGACUACAUUAAUGCCAGCAUCAUAAUUGACCACGACCCUCGACUGCCUGCUUACAUCGCCACCCAGGGACCACUGGCACACACCAUCGCUGACUUCUGGCAGACGGUCUGGGAGAAUGGCUGCACAGUGAUAGUGAUGAUUACAGCCCUGGUUGAGGAUGGAGAGAUUCAGUGUGUUCGCUACUGGCCUGACGAGGGAUCCUCCCUCUACCACAUCUAUGAGGUGAACUUGGUCUCUGAACACAUCUGGUGUAAAGACUUCCUGGUUCGUAGUUUCUACCUGAAGAACGUUCAGACCCAGGAGACUCGUACCUUGACACAGUUCCACCUGCUCAGCUGGCCCGCCAACGGAAUCCCUACCUCCACACGCCCUCUGCUGGACUUCCGCAGGAAGGUGAAUAAGUGCUACAGAGGUCGAUCCUGCCCCAUCAUCGUCCACUGCAGUGACGGCACUGGCAGAACUGGAACCUACAUCCUUAUUGACAUGGUCCUCAAUCGCAUGGCUAAGGGCGUGAAGGAGAUUGACAUUGCUGCAACAUUGGAACACAUUCGGGAUCAGAGACCGAACUUAGUCCGCACCAAGGACCAGUUUGAGUUUGCCCUGACCGCCGUGGCAGAAGAGGUCAAUGUCAUCCUGAAAGCUCUGCCACAGUGAACCAUGUGUCUACCACCUCUACCACCGUACAACUACAAUUACCAUGAAAGUUAUGCAUCAUCAUACCAAUGACGGCCAUAUUGAGUGUCCCCCAUCAUUGUACCAGUCACACUGCUGUGGUCUGAGGGGCUGUUGACGAUCUAGUAAUUCUAUUUCUAUGGCCAUUAUUAACCCUUCGUCUACAUCCAGACACACAACCAGGGAGGAACUACAUUUCCCAGAGUCCAUUACUACUACACCAAUGACCAUAGGAGUCAGCGAGACCGAACAAACAGAUCUGAGACCAGGCUACUAUUAUUAUGCAUUAAUAAUGAAAUUAAAUGAGGUUUUAAUAAAUCCUGUUGAUUAUUCAGAUCAGACAACACUUUAAAUGUACAGUAGGACCCCUUCACAGGGUCUUGUUAUUGGAUUUUAGAUUGAGAUCUGGUCUUAAAAUACUGUGACUUGAUUCUGUAACAUUUCUCCUUUCUCACUCUGAUUCUCAGUCUCAGACAUGUCUCACUAGAGAUAUUACAAUUACCAUGAUCCCUCCUGUUCUGUUGUCAUGGAGAUGGUGUAUUACCACGAUCCCUCCUGUUCUAUUGUCAUGGAGAUGUUGUGUUACCAUGAUCCCUCCUGUUCUGUUGUCAUGGAGAUGGUGUAUUACCACGAUCCCUCCUGUUCUAUUGUCAUGGAGAUGUUGUGUUACCAUGAUCCCUCCUGUUCUGUUGUCAUGGAGAUGUUGUAUUACCACGAACUCUCCUGUUCUGUUGUCAUGGAGAUGUUGUAUUACCACGAACUCUCCUGUUCUGUUGUCAUGGAGAUGUUGUAUUACCACGAACUCUCCUGUUCUGUUGUCAUGGAGAUGUUGUGUUACCAUGAUCCCUCCUGUUCUGUUGUCAUGGAGAUGUUGUAUUACCAGGAUCCCUCCUGUUCUGUUGUCAUGGAGAUUUUGUAUUACCAUGAACUCUCCUGUUCUGUUGUCAUGGAGAUGUUGUAUUACCACGAACUCUCCUGUUCUGUUGUCAUGGAGAUGUUGUAUUACCAGGAUCCCUCCUGUUCUGUUGUCAUGGAGAUGUUGUUUAAAACCACAUUGUACUCUAGAAGGUAUCCAUCCAUAUAACUUAACAGCAUGAGGCCCAUGGCUUGUUUAUGCAAGAAGACAGAGACCCUGACUAUGGUGAGGAUGAAGUGAGGGACAUACUAGUGUAUCAUACAGUACACCAGUUUCUCUAAGGAGCUGGUUUAUACCUCUAACCCUAGUGUAUCAUACAGUACACCAGUUUCUCUAAGGGACUGGCGUAUACCUCUAACCCUAGUGUAUCAUACAGUACACCAGUUUCUCUAAGGGACUGGCGUAUACCUCUAACCCUAGUGUAUCAUACAGUACACCAGUUUCUCUAAGGGACUGGUUUAUACCUCUAACCCUAGUGUAUCAUACAGUACACCAGUUUCUCUAAGGGACUGGCGUAUACCUCUAACCCUAGCGUAUCAUACAGUACACCAGUUUCUCUAAGGGACUGGCGUAUACCUCUAACCCUAGUGUAUCAUACAGUACACCAGUUUCUCUAAGGGACUGGCGUAUACCUCUAACCCUAGUGUAUCAUACAGUACACCAGUUUCUCUAAGGGACUGGCGUAUACCUCUAACCCUAGUGUAUCAUACAGUACACCAGUUUCUCUAAGGGACUGGUUUAUACCUCUAACCCUAGUGUAUCAUACAGUACACCAGUUUCUCUAAGGGACUGGUUUAUACCUCUAACCCUAGUGUAUCAUACAGUACACCAGUUUCUCUAAGGGACUGGCGUAUACCUCUAACCCUAGUGUAUCAUACAGUACACCAGUUUCUCUAAGGGACUGGCGUAUACCUCUAACCCUAGUGUAUCAUACAGUACACCAGUUUCUCUAAGGGACUGGUUUAUACCUCUAACCCUAGUGUAUCAUACAGUACACCAGUUUCUCUAAGGGACUGGUUUAUACCUCUAACCCUAGUGUAUCAUACAGUACACCAGUUUCUCUAAGGGACUGGCGUAUACCUCUAACCCUAGUGUAUCAUACAGUACACCAGUUUCUCUAAGGAGCUGGUUUAUACCUCUAACCCUAGUGUAUCAUACAGUACACCAGUUUCUCUAAGGGACUGGCGUAUACCUCUAACCCUAGUGUAUCAUACAGUACACCAGUUUCUCUAAGGAGCUGGUUUAUACCUCUAACCCUAGUGUAUCAUACAGUACACCAGUUUCUCUAAGGGACUGGCGUAUACCUCUAACCCUAGUGUAUCAUACAGUACACCAGUUUCUCUAAGGGACUGGCGUAUACCUCUAACCCUAGUGUAUCAUACAGUACACCAGUUUCUCUAAGGGACUGGCGUAUACCUCUAACCCUAGUGUAUCAUACAGUACACCAGUUUCUCUAAGGGACUGGCGUAUACCUCUAACCCUAGUGUAUCAUACAGUACACCAGUUUCUCUAAGGGACUGGUUUAUACCUCUAACCCUAGUGUAUCAUACAGUACACCAGUUUCUCUAAGGGACUGGCGUAUACCUCUAACAUGAUUGUCUGUUAUUAAACUGUAACUAAACCCUAGUGUAUCAUACAGUACACCAGUUUCUCUAAGGAGCUGGUUUAUGCCUCUGACUUUAAUUCUAAACCCAAUGAUUUAUUUCUAUUCAUUUUGUAAUGGAACUACUACUGUACACUGACUACCUAAUCACUCACAUCUGAAUCAUAUCAAUUAGUGUCUUCGGUGUUACUGUAAAACCUCUGUGAUUCUUGUAAAUCAUUCACCUAAUAAUUUCUUAUAUGUUUAUUAAUGUAGCAAACACAUAGAAAACAACUAUAAAAAUAUUUUUCACUCAAUGUAUGUAAUUAAAUCUCUAUUGUGAUGUGGUGCAACAGCA
Messenger RNA from Salmo salar (Atlantic salmon), 6231 nucleotides. NCBI's taxonomy places the organism in Eukaryota, Metazoa, Chordata, Actinopteri, Salmoniformes, Salmonidae. The record is from RefSeq and is a predicted model, not a curated record.